This is a messenger RNA of Cornus florida, 597 nucleotides long. RefSeq lists its product as uncharacterized. Bases 51 to 476 code for a protein of 141 amino acids. The transcript has a single exon. The record is from RefSeq and is a predicted model, not a curated record. Gene Ontology annotation, molecular function: calcium ion binding. Lineage: Eukaryota; Viridiplantae; Streptophyta; Magnoliopsida; Cornales; Cornaceae.
CGCCUCGCCACCAAACAAUUUAGAGCGAGAGAAAGGGGAGAGAGAGACAGAUGGGAAUCGUGGUAAUAGACGGCUCGACGGUACGAGACUUCGUCACCGACGAGGCACAGUUCAACAAGAGCGUCGACGAGCGCUUUGCUCUGCUGGACCUGAACAACGACGGCGUUUUGUCCCGGUCGGAGCUCCGCAAGGCCUUCGAGUCGUUCCGGCUAGUCGAGGUUCACUUCGGCGUGGACGACCCGACGCCGCCGGAGGAGCUGACGCGGCUCUACGACUCCAUAUUCGAGAAGUUCGACUGCGACCAGAGCGGGACCGUCGAUCGCGAGGAGUUCAAGUCGGAGAUGAAGAAGAUCAUGCUCGCCAUCGCCGACGGUCUCGGGUCGAGCCCGAUCCAGAUGGCGCUUGAAGACGAUGAUAAGAAUUUUCUCAAGCAAGCCGCGGAUCUCGAGGCUUCGAAGAUCUCGCAAGGGUCGUGAUUCGAUUAGUCGGUUCAUCCAACGGCUGAGAUGGCCUGUUCUCACUCUUUUGUCUACAUGUCUUGUAAUAACAGUACUUUGUGUCUGUGAGUUUCUUAUGUUAUAUAUGAAGUUUUUUUCA